AUGGAAGCCAUUAGCGUAGCGAAUGACAGCGGGGAAGAGUUCGAAGAGGAACCAACGACUUCGUAUGAGCCGCCACCAAAAUUGGAGAAAUACGCGAAACUCUCUAGGAAAUUUUGCCCGGUUCCAAUCAAUUUGCCAAAACGCAUCUUCGAGCCACUCAAUGAUCGACCUGAAUUUCGUCCAUUCAUUCUGAAUCAACCCGACAACAUUGACGUGGCGCUCGGCACCGAGAAAAUGUGCAAAUAUUUUGACUCUCUCACAGGCUACGACCAGAAUGAGUUACGCAAAGAAAUGAUCAUCUCGGGUCGUUUGAUGCCAGCUUAUUUCGCGAAUCGGGCACCUCCAGGUUCUUUAAAUGGAUUUCUUCGACAGAAUAAUCUUUUCAAUGUAAGAAACUUGGAACAAAAAUACGCUCGGCAGGGUUCAGCUUUUGCCAUCCCUUCUCAUCAGUAUCACAGCGCUACUCCUCCUCCUCGUCAAUAUCAUAACGUUGCCGCCACUCCUCCAAACCAGGAUCGGAGUUUCUCUACGCAUUCUCGGCCUCGAUCGAGCUUUCCCGAAUCUCAAUUUCCGCUACGUUUUGAAGGUCUACAGCGAUUGCCGGACCUUUUUGCGGUUAUCAACUAUUCGACAGAGUUACGGAAAAAUGAAAUAAUUACUGUGGAAACGAUUGAGGCGACGUGUUUGCGA
Molecule: messenger RNA, 690 nt
Organism: Mesorhabditis belari
Lineage: Eukaryota; Metazoa; Nematoda; Chromadorea; Rhabditida; Rhabditidae
Source: the annotation of a GenBank genome assembly